Molecule: messenger RNA, 1495 nt
Organism: Trematomus bernacchii (emerald rockcod)
Lineage: Eukaryota; Metazoa; Chordata; Actinopteri; Perciformes; Nototheniidae
Gene: rnf121
Product: ring finger protein 121
Exons: 9
Coding region: 73-1071 (332 amino acids)
Cellular component (GO): Golgi membrane; endoplasmic reticulum membrane
Molecular function (GO): metal ion binding; ubiquitin protein ligase activity
Source: RefSeq, a predicted model, not a curated record
ACAUGACCGGAAGUGCCACUCAGGAUUGUUGCUAAUGCUAAUGGCCCGGAACGGUAAAGCAGCACUCCGAAGAUGGCCGGGGUGUUUGAGGUGGAGGUUGAUGGUGUAGAGCAUGACCAUGGACUCCCGCAUCACGAUGAGCCGCACCAGUUGGAUUUGUCCAAGCUUUCACCAGAAGAGAAGUGGAGGGUGGAGCAUGCAAGAAUGCACGCCAAACACGAAGGUCAUGCGGCCAUGCACGCCGAGAUGGUGCUUAUCCUCAUCGUCACCCUCGUCGUCGCACAGCUAGUCCUCGUGCAGUGGAAACAGAGACAUUCAAAGUCAUACAAUCUGGUGACUCUGUUCCAGAUGUGGGUAGUUCCUCUCUACUUCACCACAAAACUUCACUGGUGGAGGUUCCUGAGCACGUGGUUCAUCUUCUCCGUCAUCACAGCGUACAUCUCUUUCCGUGCCACUCGCAAGCCCCUGGCCUGCACCACACCCAGGUUGGUGUAUAAGUGGUUCCUCCUUCUCUACAAGAUCAGCUAUGGCACAGGAAUAGCCGGCUACACUGUGGUCAUGUUUACACUUUUUGGUAUCAACCUUAUAUUCAGGAUAAAGCCAGAGGACGCGAUGGACUUUGGCGUCUCACUACUAUUCUACGGUCUGUACUACGGGGUCCUGGGGAGGGACUUUGCAGAGAUGUGUGCAGACUUCAUGGCUUCCACUGUUGGGUACUACAGUGCAUCUGGCAUGCCAACCAAGCACCUCUCUGACAAUAUCUGUGCAGUGUGUGGGCAGCCCAUCCUCGUAGAUGUCAGCGAGGAGGGGAUUAUCGAGAACACGUACAGAUUAUCCUGCAACCAUGUAUUCCAUGAGUUCUGCAUAAGAGGAUGGUGUAUCGUCGGAAAGAAGCAGAUGUGUCCGUACUGCAAAGAGAAGGUGGAUCUGAAGAGGAUGUUCAGCAACCCCUGGGAGAGGCCACAUGUCAUGUAUGGACAACUUUUGGACUGGCUUCGGUACUUGGUGGCGUGGCAGCCUGUUAUCAUUGGAUUUGUGCAAGGCAUCAACUACGUCCUGGGUCUGGAGUGACCUGCGAUGCAGAAAGGGACAAAACACGCCACACGGAGAUGAUAUGCACUGGCUCAAAAGACUGAGGGCCUAACAUUGAACUAAAACACCAAUAAAAGUGUCUAUACUUUUUGUGUAUAUAUUUAUAGGCACAUAUUGUCUGUAUUUACAGUUUAUUUGAAUUUUAUUGGUAAAUCUCAAUUUGGAUGUCAGUCAGUUUCCCAGGAUUUGUUUCACACAGCGUUACACUUGAUAAUUGUUCGGUGCAUCUUUCAGUAUGGCCUAGUAAAGCGGUUCUAAAAAUCAUUAGAGGGGUGCUUUUUACUAAUUUAUGUCUUAAGUGUUUGUUUAUUCUUAGUAAAAAGAUCCUGCUGGAGUUUGACUUUGUCCUCAUGUCUGAUGGCUAUCACACAUGAGUAAUAAAGAUUAAAUGGAAACACAAGUA